UCCGCCCAUAUUUAUGUAAAGAGCGACCUCCAUACAGGCCGAGACGAGGGAGAGGAGUGAACGAGGAAGAAAUAGAUAUAUCUCCGUCCUGUCCUCGGGGUUAUAACCGCGAUACAUGUGCGACAUCGGGCUCGUAGAGUUCACACAGCGGUUCAUAUUAUAAAAAUGGCAAGAUCGGGUUUUAACAGAGGACUAUAACCUGCUCUUAACUUUUUAUUCGCCUUUUUCUGGCUCGGACGCGGAACUUACAACACCAAAGGUGAAGAAUGACGGAAUAUAAGCUGGUGGUGGUCGGAGCUGGAGGCGUUGGAAAAAGUGCUCUGACCAUCCAGCUCAUCCAGAACCACUUUGUAGAUGAAUAUGACCCUACUAUAGAGGACUCGUACAGGAAGCAGGUGGUGAUUGACGGAGAGACGUGUUUGUUGGACAUCCUGGACACAGCAGGUCAGGAGGAGUACAGCGCCAUGAGAGAUCAGUACAUGAGGACAGGGGAGGGCUUCCUCUGUGUAUUUGCCAUUAAUAACACCAAGUCUUUUGAGGACAUUCACCACUACAGAGAGCAGAUUAAGAGAGUGAAAGACUCUGAGGAUGUGCCUAUGGUCCUGGUGGGAAAUAAGUGUGACCUGCCAUCCCGCACAGUGGAUACCAAGCAGGCUCAGGAUUUAGCACGUAGCUAUGGAAUUCCUUUCAUCGAGACCUCGGCAAAAACGAGACAGAGAGUGGAGGAUGCCUUUUACACUCUGGUCCGGGAGAUCAGGCAAUACAGACUGAAAAAACUCAGCAAAGAAGAAGAGACGCCGAGGUGCAUCAAGCUUAAAAAAUGUGUUGUGAUGUGAGUGGGGGGGUUGAUGAUGCCUUUUAUACUUUAGUCCGGGAAAUUCGGAAGCACAAGGAGAAGAUGAGCAAGGAGGGCAAGAAGAAAAAGAAGAAGUCCAAGACAAAGUGUAUAGUAAUGUGAAUAAUGCCUCCAUUUCAGUAUCGACUCUGAACAGCUGAAAUAUUAAAGAACUGCAUUUUGUACAUUACACUAAAUUAUUAGCCUCUUCAGAGUACAGAAUGGAUUCCUAUUUUCCUUCAUUUGCUAUCUUACAAACAAGUUCUUCCUUGUCUAGUGCCAGAUGCCCCAAUGUGUUGGUCCUGAAUUACUUUGUAAUGUUAAAUUACAGCCAACAAUGAAAUUGUAUUGCCGAUAGAUUCAUUUUUUCUCUGGCUAUUUUUCCUCAGUACUCACCUAGAGCUUGUCGUUUAGCAGAUAGAAUGAGAAUAGAAGCAACUAGCUUUCUGUACUCCAGAAUCCUACGGAUUAAUGGAUGUUUUGAUGUGGAUCUGUGGAGGAGUGUUUUGUGCAGUAUAAAUUAAAGGACAUCCAAUUGCAGUUUGCCACACAUAAUACUAAUAGCACAGUGAACUUUGCAUAUAAGUAAGUUCCUGUUCCAUAUUCAGUUCAAUUCAUUUAAUGUUGUACAGGAAUGACCCCAUAAUUCUUAAAUCUGAUUUGGUUAUAUGAUGUAAUGAACAGUAUAUAUCCUUCUAUAAUAUUCCUAUGUAGGACCAACACUAUUUGGGGUAAUAUUUUGAUAUCUCCACCACUGUGUAACAGAUGGUUUAUCUAUCUGGGAUGUCAGAUUUAUAUUAACCUGCAUGUGAACAUCCAUAGUAGUCAACUUUAAGCCUUUGAUAAUGUGUGUGGAUGGUAACCUUUUAACCCCGAUCAGCGUUUUCGUUUGCAUGCUGUUCUUUGUGUAAUUUCCUGAAAAAAGACUAGGAAAUGUUCAAAUUCUGUGUUAAAACAGGCCCUGUUCUCCAGGUGGGAAAAUCUUACCCAAUCGAGUGUUUUUUUUAUUUUUUAUUUUUCUCUCCUUUUCCCUUCUGGAGAUGUAUUUCUUUCAGUGUUCUGUUUCAUUUAAUGAUUGUCCACAUUGAAUUAGCCUAGAGAUUAAUGAUAAUAGCUAAAAUUUGAAACUAAAUGCUACAUUAGAGUAAAAAUCAGUCUAGCUGGUGGGUUUACACGUUUUCUUACUUAUUACAGUUUGUUAUUGAAUUUGUAAGAAGUUGUAAUGUUUGAUUAUCCAGCAAAGGCUUUUCAAGAUAAGUCUGCAGUAUGUGAUUCUCCCUGUUAUACUCAGCCAAAUGCCUUUUUAUGAAAAUGUAACCAACCACUACUAAUAAUUCAGUAAUAAUAUUGAAUAUUAUUUAUCUACUGAUGACAAAAAAAAAAAAUCAAGGCCAAAACAGGACUUAUGGCUCAAAUAGCCAUGUAAAUGGCUUCCAAAGGAGACAAAACUGACAACCCAAAAUGUCUGUCUAUUUCUUGUUCAUUUAAACCCAAAAGGCUGGUUGAAUAUGAAGGGCAAUGCCGACGAUAAAAACACGUCAUUUUGGAGAGCUGUUAAAAACAAUGUUGCCUUUUUGUAUUUAUGGUUUGUCCUCUUUUGUAGGUCCUUAAUCAGUGCAUUUUCAUGUAUUCCAUCAUAGUAUAUGAAUGAAACGACCUGAUCUAUUACUAAUGCUGCAUCUUCAAAGAGGCAAACACAUCAAAUAAAUAAACAAAUUCAGGAUAACUGUUAUUAUGCAAUGCUAAUCCAGGUAAAGGCUGUUCUAAGCUCUUCUGUUACCUCUGUCCCAUUAAGGUGUGGUAACUUGAUUUCACUCUGUAUUCAAUUUAGCAGUCAUUUUUGUCUCUCUCCCCAUCGCACUCUUAUUGUCUCUUUCUCUUCUGUUUGUGAUGUGCCAAUGGAGAAUGUUCUUAAAAUACUUCAUGUAUACCUGGAGUGUAUUUUAACAACCUUUGUACAGUUGUGAUACAGAAAGAUGCAUAUUUUGUAAAUUGUGCUUUAGGUGAUUUUUUUUUUUUGUUAAUAAAUGUCACUUUAAUAGAGCUGAAA
Tachysurus vachellii is the source of this 2885-nucleotide messenger RNA. It is a transcript of the gene kras, whose product is annotated as v-Ki-ras2 Kirsten rat sarcoma viral oncogene homolog. Gene Ontology annotation, molecular function: GTP binding; GTPase activity; GDP binding. Gene Ontology annotation, cellular component: plasma membrane. NCBI's taxonomy places the organism in Eukaryota, Metazoa, Chordata, Actinopteri, Siluriformes, Bagridae. The record is from RefSeq and is a predicted model, not a curated record. Gene Ontology annotation, biological process: Ras protein signal transduction. The transcript is spliced from 6 exons. Bases 267 to 836 code for a protein of 189 amino acids.